UCCUCCUCUGCUUCCUGUCUCCUACCGGCUGCCUGGUUCCCUCUCUCCACCAGGGAGGGCUGUGUGUUCACGGUAAGCAUCACAAUCCUGCUCUUCCUUCAUCUCAACUGGAUUUUCCCUCUCUCCUCUUUUGUGCCUCCUCCCUUUUUGUGAUGAAUCAUUAUCCUCUCUCUGCCUGUGUUAUUUCAGGGAUUGUGGGUGCUGCUGUAUGUGGAGGCUAGUUAGUCAGGGAUUGCAUGCAGGCAGCCUCCCAUCUUUAUACUCCAUUAUCAGAGAGAGCGAGAGAGAGAGAGAGAUGAGGGCUGUGACUCAGGGAAGCAGAUCUGGCUGUACGGUAGAGACACUAGAGAGAUAGACAUGCAGAAGACUGUUCUGUGUUCCUUUUAGGAGAAUGUGCCACAGCUCAUAGCAGAAAAUGGCGAUUCUAGCACAGUUCCCCAGCUAAAGCAGGCAAGGGAGCAGACAGACAGACAGCGUUCCCGUCACAAACUGGAUCAUGGUUUUAAGGUGGACCAGAAGAUGUAGCUGAGGACGACAGGCUGACAGAAGGCUGAAGACACUAGAGAAGGUUCUCAGGUGCUUCCUCCGGGGAGGGGGGGGGCUUGGUCCCUUGGAGCACCACCUCCAGAGCUUCACCAUGUCCAAGAAGUGGCCCGGGGGGGCUGGGGGCCGAGGCAAGAUGGACAGGGCCGAUACGUUGGCGGCCCUGCAGGCUGCCAAUGAAGACCUGAGGGCCAAACUCACAGACAUCCAGAUCGAACUGCAGCAGGAGAAAAGCAAGGUUAGUAAGCUGGAGAGAGAGAAGAGCCAUGAGGUGAGACAUGAGCAACACAAGUCUACAGUGGUGGUGGGACUGAGCUGAAGGCCAAGCUCCACGAGGAGAAGACUACAGGAGCUCCAGGGGCUCAGGGAG
Messenger RNA from Oncorhynchus gorbuscha (pink salmon), 913 nucleotides. RefSeq names its product janus kinase and microtubule-interacting protein 3-like. NCBI's taxonomy places the organism in Eukaryota, Metazoa, Chordata, Actinopteri, Salmoniformes, Salmonidae. Bases 638 to 862 code for a protein of 74 amino acids. The transcript has 3 exons. Gene Ontology annotation, molecular function: kinase binding; microtubule binding. The record is from RefSeq and is a predicted model, not a curated record.